GAAGGAGUCUGACUCAUGACAAGUUAGCAUUCAGAGAGGCUAAAUCUAUUCCUGGUCAUGAUUAAUGAUUAGGGUUAUUUACUUUCAGAUCCGUUUGUUUCUAAAAAAUCAAACCAGAUCUGCUAGAUCUGAAGCUAGUAGAUCUGAGUCUUUCAAACUACUGCUAUAUUUAUGUUUCUUGUUAGUACAACUAUUAGCCUUAGGGUUUCGUCAUUACAUUACUUCAAAGAUUUAAUACUUUAUAUUUAUAGAUUCUCAUAUUUUUCUUUCUUCUUUCUCUGGUUGAUUGUUAUUGUUCUAUCCAC
Molecule: messenger RNA, 305 nt
Organism: Arabidopsis thaliana (thale cress)
Lineage: Eukaryota; Viridiplantae; Streptophyta; Magnoliopsida; Brassicales; Brassicaceae
Exons: 2
Coding region: 65-235 (56 amino acids)
Source: RefSeq, marked reviewed